This is a messenger RNA of Quercus robur (English oak), 1561 nucleotides long. Its product is annotated as SH3 domain-containing protein 3. The record is from RefSeq and is a predicted model, not a curated record. Gene Ontology annotation, molecular function: protein binding. NCBI's taxonomy places the organism in Eukaryota, Viridiplantae, Streptophyta, Magnoliopsida, Fagales, Fagaceae. The coding region runs from base 179 to 1225 and encodes 348 amino acids. The transcript is spliced from 11 exons.
AGGAGCAAACCCAGCGAAGCGAUUACGAAAAUCGCAGAACACAGCUCUUAACUCUGUAAAACUCUGUAAAAAAACAGUCUUCGGCUUUCAGCUUGAGAACUGUGAAGAGGUAGCAGCAUAAGCAUUUGUACUCAGCUCUCAGAUCUUGACUCUUUGCUCCCUCCGAUUCCAAAACGCAAUGGACGCUCUGAGAAAACAAGCCAGUAAGCUCAGAGAACAAGUCGCCAAACAACAACAGGCUGUGAUAAAGCAGUUUGGUGGAACUGGGUAUGAGAGCUCUGAUGUAAUGGUUAUCGAUGAGGUCGAGUUGCAGAGACAUCAACAACUAGAGAAACUCUACAGGGCCACUCGCAAUGGAAGGGAUUUUCAAAAAGAAAUUGUUAAAGCAGCAGAAACGUUUACUGCCAUAGGCUAUAAGCAUAUUGAAACAGGAACCAAGUUGUCUGAGGAUUGCUGCAAAUAUGGAGCUGAAAACAUAAAUGAUAACAUUUUGGCUAAGGCUGCAUCUAUAUAUGGAGAUGCUCGUAAACAUGUGGAAAAGGAGCAAGAGGACUUUAAUAAGCUGUUAUCAUCGCAGGUUUUAGAUCCCUUGAGAGCAAUGAUCGCUGGUGCUCCUUUGGAAGAUGCUCGUCAUCUUGCUCAACGUUAUAGUCGUAUGAGACAGGAAGCGGAGACUCAGGCACUAGAAGUUUCCAGAAGACAAGCACGGGUAAGGGAAUCUCCAAUGCCUGAAAAUGUUGCAAAGCUGCAUGCAGCAGAAGCAAAAAAGCAGGAACUAAAAGCAAACAUGGCCGUUCUGGGUAAAGAAGCUUCAGCUGCAUUAGCUGCUGUUGAUGCACAGCAGCAAAGGCUGACCUUCCAGAGGCUUGUUUCAAUGGUUGAAGGAGAAAAGACUUAUCAUCUAAGAAUAGCUGCUAUUCUUGGGGAGGUUGAAGCUGAGAUGGUCUCAGAGAAACAGCGGAAAGAAUCUGCUCCCCCUGUUAUUUCGUCAGAGAAUGGCCCAGAGAAAACGACGUACUUCUUGGCUGAGGUAACACAUACUUUUAAUGCUGAAUCGGAGAAGGAACUGAGCUUGUCAGUAGGUGACUACGUUGUUGUGCGGAAGGUGAGUCCAUCAGGAUGGUCGGAAGGAGAAUGCAGAGGUAAUGCUGGAUGGUUUCCAUCAGCAUACGUGGAGAAGCGCCAAAGGAUUCCUACUGCUGAUGUGGCUGGGGAAGUUUACUAAGCAGUACCCAGAUGGAAGGCUUCUCUUUUGUUAGUACUGAAAACAAAAUUGGGGAUGUGGCAUUUAGCUGGUUGGCAGAGGAAAUACAUUAAUUUACAACUAGAGCAAUAUAAAUUAAAGGCCAACAAAUAUGAUAACUAAUCUAUGGCCGAAAAAGAAACAACAAUAAGUAGCAAUCCCAGCCAUAUUUUUCGGGGGCAUGUUUGUUCAUUACUUCAUUGUAAAGUUUUUAUGUGCACAUGGUGCUAGUACUACACCAAAAAACUGAGUGGAUGUUAUUAGUUUUGGUCUUUUCUACUUAAAAAAAGGUGAUAGUAGAGGUUACUAGUUAAAAUC